AUGGGUGUUUUCAGAUUCAUUUCCAUAUCCCUCGCGGCUGUGUCCGCUGCCAAUGCCGCCCAAAUCCUGUCUAUGCCUCAUGCGCAGACUGUUCCCAACUCGUACAUUGUCAUGAUGAAAGAUGACACCUCCGAUGAUGAUUUCAACCACCAUCAGAGCUGGCUCCAGUCUACCCAUACCCAUAACAUCACCCGCCGUGCAACCAUUCAGAACGCCGGCAUGAGACAUAAGUACAACUUCAGCAAGAUGAAGGGAUACAGCGGUAUCUUCGACGAAGAGACCAUCAAGGAUAUCGCCAAAGACCCCAAGGUCAUGUUUGUUGAGCCUGACACUAUCAUCUCCGUUCACGGAAAGGUUGAACAGAGCAACGUCCCAUCGUGGGGUCUUGCUCGAAUCUCCAACCCCCAGCCCGGAGCCGGCAGCUACAUUUACGACAGCUCUGCCGGUGAGGGUAUCACUGUCUACAGUGUCGACACUGGUGUCGAUGUCAACCACGAGGAUUUCGAGGGCCGUGCUAUCUGGGGUUCCAACCAGGUCAACGACGGUGAUGACAGAGAUGGCAGCGGCCACGGCACCCACACCUCCGGUACCAUGGUCGGUAAGGAGUUCGGUAUUGCUAAGAAGGCCAAGCUUGUUGCCGUCAAGGUCUUGGGUAACGAUGGAAGUGGCCCUACCAGUGGUAUCGUUGCCGGUAUUAACUGGUCUGUUGAGCAUGCCCGCCAGAACGGCGGCACUAAGAAGGCCGUCAUGAACAUGUCUCUCGGUGGUAGCUCCAGCUCUGCCCUCAACCGUGCUGCCGCCCAGGCUGUUGAACAGGGCAUGUUCCUUUCCGUUGCUGCCGGUAACGACAACCAGGAUGCUCAGAGCAGCUCUCCUGCUUCCGAACCCAGCGUCUGCACCGUCGGCUCCUCCGCUGAGGAUGAUAGCCGCUCCUCCUUCUCUAACUGGGGUCCAGCUAUUGACCUCUUCGCUCCCGGCUCCAACAUUAUCUCUGCCCGUCCAGGUGGUGGUUCCCAGUCCAUGUCUGGUACCUCCAUGGCCGCUCCUCACGUUGCUGGUCUUGCUGCCUACCUUAUGGCUCUCGAGGGUAUCUCUGGUGGUGCCGUCUGCGACCGUCUCAAGGAGCUUGGUACCUCCUCCAUCACCGAUGCCGGCCCAGGCACCCCAACCAACGUCCUCAUCAACAACGGUGGUGCUAAGGGUGGCAAACCAAACCCCAAUCCUGCCCCCAGCCCAUCUCCCAGCCCAUCCCAGCCCUCCGAACCCCAGCAGCCUACCCCCAGCCAGCCCGGUCAGCCCGGCGAGCCCUUCCCAGGUGAGCCCCAGCAGCCGACCCCCAGCCAGCCUGGUCAGCCCGGCGAGCCCUUCCCAGGUGAGCCCUUCCCAGGCGAACCCUUCCCAGGCGAACCUUUCCCAGGCGAGUCCGCUCCCGCCCCAGCCCCCCAGCACCCACACACCCCCUACCCAGGUGGCGAUAACUUCGACUUCGAUGGAUUCUGGAAGAAGUACUUCGGCGGUGAACACUGGCGCAAGAUGUUUAGCAGCUUCUGGAACUAA
Molecule: messenger RNA, 1557 nt
Organism: Trichophyton verrucosum HKI 0517
Lineage: Eukaryota; Fungi; Ascomycota; Eurotiomycetes; Onygenales; Arthrodermataceae
Exons: 3
Coding region: 1-1557 (518 amino acids)
Biological process (GO): proteolysis
Molecular function (GO): serine-type endopeptidase activity
Source: RefSeq, a predicted model, not a curated record